GUACGUUUAGCAUCAAUUACUUCAUUGUCAGUAAUCAAUACAUUAACUAGAAGUUAUGCGACAAGGAAAAGCACUUUGGUUUGCGGUUGACUUUGAAGCGUCCCACGAAUAGGCCAACGUCACAGUUUUCUGGUAGCUUAACUAGAUAAUGCACUACGCCUUCGUUGCUGGCUUAAAUUUACCGCGGAAGCUUACUCGAGGAACGCCUUUUUGUGUGACCAAGGACGAAUCCAGUCAACCAUGAACACCGCUCACAGCAGUGGCCCCGGGCAACGCAUUAGCCAGUGCAAAAACAGCCGCUUCGACUGUUAGCAUCUCCCUGGGGGUCCCUCGCCCUCGCAGCACGCCCAGCUGCGGUAGCUGGCAGCUGUGCCGACCAUGCCAUGAUGAGCGCGGGCGCGGAGCUGCCAUCGGCUGCAACAGACAUGGCUGACAUGGCGGAGGCACCAGCCACAUCCAGAACGCCGGCAGCCGCGGAGACAGUGAAAGACCGGGAACCCACAGCUCAGCCAGGUCCCAGCCCGGAUAGUGUUUUCAAUGCAGCCGCGGCAGCAGCAGCAGUGACGGCGGCUGCGGCUGCGGCCGGGGACGCGCCGUCGCAGCAAUGUCCGUCCUCGAAGGGACCCACGGGUGGCGGCGACGCGCCGCCUGAGGGGAUAUCCACCGGCGACGGCUCCGGCGGCUAUUCCUCGGAGCCGCCCUCCGCGCUGGAGUCGCCGCUGUGGUCGCAGGGUUCCCCUCGUUUGGAGGAAUCCAUGGCGGCAGUGGCCUUUGCGUUCCUGGAGCGUGUGCCGCAGGCCCCUGCGCAACCUAUCCUCCCGGCCUCCCAGGCUGGAAGUAGGGGUCGUACUGGAGGAGCCCCGGCAGCAGCGGCGGCGGCGGGGGCAGUGAGGGAGGCGGCGGUAGGGAGGGGGUCGUACGCGGCAGUGCGAGAUGGCGGCGCGUCACCGCCGUUGCCGGCGGAGGCUGCUGACGGCGCUGACGGAGCAGCAGCAGCAGCGGCGGCGGAGGCGUCAGGGUAUGAGGACGGUGGCGAAGACGGCCGGAUCGGGGAUGAAAGUGCGGCCGCUGCUGCCGAAGGGGAGGGUGGACUUGGUGACAGCCAUGGAAGCAAAGAAGUCGGUGCCGUCCAUGAUGUGGAUGAAAGCGCCACCGACGCAAGGAUUGGGAGCGGUGGCAGCCGUGUGAACGUCAGCAGCAGCAGAUCAACCGCUCGUGUUCAGGGGACGAACUGUGGUGGUAGCGCCGGGGGCAGUCCGGUCGUUGUCAAGUUUCAAGGCGUUGGCUUCGCUGGCGGCGGCAGCAGCGGCGGCAGCAGCGGCGGCAGCAUUGCUAAGGGCAUGAUGGUCACGGGUAGUAGCUGCGGUGGCGGCAGCAGCAGCGCCGGGGGCAGCGCCAAAGGUAUCCUGGUCGCGGGCAGUAGUUACGGCACUCCAACCGCCCGCAGCGGCGGUGGCGGCAGCAACAGCAGCGCCGGCGGCAGCAGUGCCGCCACCAUUGGCGGCAGCAGCGGUGGCGGGGCCAGUGGCGGCGGCAGCAGCAACAGCAGCGCCGGCGGUGCUGCUAGCCCUAAACGCCGCACCCAGGACGCUCUGCUGCGCAAGGUGCAUUCCUCCCUGCGCAAGCCCGAGCGACGCGGCUUGGCCUCCGCCGGCCUCGUGAGUUGCAUCCAGCAGCGCUGGAAGCGACUGACGCAUGCGGUAACGGGAAUCGUACGGACGAACCGACUGGUGGCUAGCGAGCGACAGGAGUUCAUGGCGGAGAACUUGCGGGCGCUGAGUGCAGCCAAGUCGGGGGCGACGGGAGUGGUGCUUGAGGUGGGCAGCCCGCGGGACCUGGAGCGCAUCAACUAUGUGCUGCAGGGCGACGAGGGCAUGUACGGCACCGAGGUGUUGGCGGCCAGGAAGGCACUCAAGGCGCACCCCAAGGUUGUGGCGGUGGCUCACGCCUGGUGGAACUGGCUGCCCAAGGUGCCUGCGCGCGUGGUGGAGGUGGUGGGGGGGCACCAGCAGCAGCAGCAGCGACAAGAAGGGCAGGAGGAGGAGGAGGAGGAGGACAGGGUGUGUCCCGCCGCCGCUGCCGCUGGUGCCUCCGCCGCUGCUGCUGCUGCGGCGGCGGCGGAGGUUGUGAAGGGUGUCACAAGGGGUGCAGAGGAGGCCAGGGAGCCAGCCACGGCAGCAGCGUCCACAGCAGCAACAGUAGCGGCGGCGGCGGCGGUGCCGGCGGAUGGCAAGGAGAAGAAGGGGCGGGAGAGCAAGGCUGCUGCGGCUCCUGCUGCUGCGACUACUGCGGCUGCUGCUUCAGGCGGUGCCGCUGCGGGGUCUGGGGGUGCUGCCGGCGCUACGGGGGGCGGCGGGCCCGCAAUGGAGACGGCGGCGGUGGGGGAUGUGUUCACGCCGGCCCUCGAUGAGGCCACCUACAGCGCCGUCGUGGUGCUGAUUACCAUGGUGCUGCUGCCUCGCUUCGGUCUGCCUGCGGACGAGCGCUACGACCCCCGUCAGGACUGGCUGAGCGACAGCAGGGGGCGGCCGUACAUGGACUUCCCCGCCUUCUUCAAUGCGCUGUUUGAGCUGGCUGACAUGUGGGCGGAGGGCGUGGGCGGAGUCGAGUACGCCGAGUUGCUGGAGUUCUUGCUGGCGGGCUGUCAGGAGCUGGAGCGGCGGCGGGGUCUGUUCACCUGGUUGCUCACCAAGUUCCGCCGUCAGCUGCAGCUGGAGGCGCACUGCCUACGGGAGGCACAGCAGCAGCAGCUGCAGGGCGGCGCUGACGGAGCAGCAGCAGCAGCAGGGGCCCGAGGGGAGGAGGAUGGAGGGGCAGGGCAGCAACAAAGUCAACAAGCUACGUACUUGCCCCUGCUACAGCAGCAACAGCAGCAGCCACGCUACCGCCAAGCUGGUAACCACAUGCAGCAGAUGCAAGCGCCGUCAGCGUUGUCCAACAACGCUGCGUCAGUCGCGGGUACGGCUGACUACUAUUCCUCCGGUUCCGGUUCCAAACCCAAGUCGACUGGCAGGAAAGCCGAUGCGGCGUUACAGCGGGGGCGUUCCUCACCCGAACCGGCGUCUCCGUUGUUGCGGCCUGAGGUCAGAGCGGUGCCUGUGAUUGUGGAAGCUGCAGCGGAGCUGGCGGCUCCACCGGUACGACAACAGCAACAACAGCUCCAACCGCCAUCGCAACCGCAACCCCGACGGCUACCGCCAAUGCGGUCGCCGUCGCCGACCGAGGAGGAGGCUACCUCAGAGACGCGGGCGGCCGAGCCGCGGCCCAACGGACCCGUGGGUCCGUCGCAUCACGCAUCAUGGGUUCAUCGUCUGGAAUACGAACGGCCGGACUACAGCGCCGUCGAGUCGCAGUUGGCGGCGUAUUUCCGUUCGAACAACAACAUGCCGCGUCGUACACGUCCGCGACUGCACGUUCCGGAAUACGAACGGCCGGAUUACAGUGGCAUUGAGUCGCAAGUGGCGGCAUACCUUCGCCAACCGCUGCCAUUGCCUGUUUCGGCACGUCGUCGCUCGUCUGACGCCGCGGGGCAACCGUACUGGGGUGAAUGGGCGCGCCGUCGCUCGUCGACUGACAUUGGCACCGGCGACGGAACCGGGCCCAAUGGCGGCGGCCGUUCAUCUUCUUACCAUCCUUGGAGUCGGUUCCAUGGUCCCGGGGAGUGGCGAGGUGCUAGAGGCUCCUGGCAAAUAGGUGAUGGGGAGCUCUUGCAAACCGGCGGCGGCGGCAGUAGCAGCAGCUGCUGUGAGUUAGGUAGCGUCAGCAGUUGCAGCAGCGAUGGAUUACAACCGUCACAACCGUCCCAGCAACAUCAGCUACAGCAGCAGGAGCAACAGCAGCAUGAUAACGGUAUGGCUGGAGUGCCGUACCGAGGUGGUAGUUGGCAGGGAGUUGACAGUUGUGUGUACGUUGGCGGCGGCAGUUGGCCGGCCGCCAGUGGCGGCAGCAUGGGCGGCGGCAGUGGAGCCGGGAUGCAGCCCCGAGGCGGCCAUUGGCAGUUGGGCGACGGUUGGUUGCAACAAGCCGGCGGUGGCCCCGGCGGCGGCGUCAAGUACGGCAGCGGCGGUUGGCAGAUUGCCGUUGCCGGUUGGCAGCCUAGCAGCGGUGUUGGCGCUGGAGGCAGCGGAGGGCUCCAGUUGGAGAUCCCGAGCAGCCCCGGAUCGAUGAGCCCCGGUGGCGGCAGUGGCGGCCGGGUGAAGGUGGCGGUUCGGGGGCACAGCCUUGGCUUGGGGACGGCCAUGCGGUUGGACCCGGGGGCGGCUAUCGGUCAUGAGGAGUGCGGCAUCACGCACGGCAACAGCGGGGAGGGCUGUGGCGGCGAUAGUGGCUCAGGCGGCGUGGGUACGGGCUCCGGAGAGUUACCCAACGAGAUGAUCGCCCCUCGCCAUCGCUCGCAGCACCAGGGGGGCACUGGCGGCGGUGCGACAGACGACGUGGAGGCGGCCCUCCUUAACCGGUCCCGUAGAGCCCGGUUGAGUGACCCAAGUGGUCAGGACAGCGGCGCAGCAGCCCUGCAUGGACCUGCCGCUGCUGCUGGUGCUGGUGCUGGUGGUGGGGGCGGUGGACGUGCGGGCGGGGUGGAGCCGCUGUGCACCUCUGACGGAAUGGCGGUGCACGCGAGCGACAAGGUUCGCUCCGAACACGACCACCAUCAUCACCACCACCAGCACCACCAUCGUCAUCGUCACCACCAUCAUCACCACCACCAUGCAAACGCAAACCUGACCUCCGGUCAAACGCUUCCAAUGCAGCAACCGCAGUAUCAGUGGCAGCCACCCCAAGAGCACCACCAGCAGCAGCAGCAACAGCAUGCGGGAGAAAUGGAGCGAACCUCCUUGCCGUACAUCUUUAAUGGUAGCUUUUCCCCAGGAUCCUUCCACGCUUCUCCAGCGGACCCUUUCCUCGUGCCUUCGCUGCGUGAAUGCCUGGGGGAGCUGCUCCUGCUGUCGCAGUCCUCCGCGCCCGCCCUGCUGCCACCGCCCUCAGCCAUCCGCGGACGUGGCUUGGCAGUGCCUACGGGGCCCGCUAGUCCGAAAGGCGGCGCAGGGGGAGGCGCAGGGGGAGCAACCGCAGCAGCAGUAGCAUCAGCGGCAGCGGCAACAACAUCAGCCCCUGCUGCGGGAGCUGCCGUCGGAUGUCGUACAGGUGCGGGUGUCGCGGCCUGCCAUGCUGGCGGCAGCCAGUACGGCAGUUCGGGCAGCCCGGGGGCGCUGGUGGUCACUGCCACGUCACCCUCUGCUGCUGCUGCUGCUGCUACUGGGUACCUCCCGGUGAUUAAUAACGGCCAGCAGCAACAACAACAGCUGCAUGUGCAAGCAAUACACAGCUUGCAUGAAAUAGGCCGUGGCGGAGGUAGAGCUGGCGGCGGCGGCGGCAGUGUCCUCCUGCCGCUGCUCUCUUCCAACUCCCCGUCCGACGCUCGGCAAACCGGCGCCACAGGAGGCGGCCAUGCAGGCGGCAGCAGCAGCGGCUCGGCGCCCCGCCGCGGCUCCUUUACCUCUGGAGACAGCCAAUCCUCUUCCCAGGGAACGACGACGAUGACGGCGACGGCGGCGGCGGCGGCAGCAGGGCUCUCUUCCGUAAGCGGUGGCGACGGCGCCGCUGCCGCCGCCGCCAGCGGUGGCGACGGCGGCUUCCAUCGCACCGCCUGGGUUCGAACCAAGGACCUGCUGGAGGCCUCCAGGGCACAGGUAUUGAGCAUGGCACAGUCGCUGCUAGCACAGCAGAAGUCCUACACAAAGCUAUCCGCCGGCGGUGGUGCUGCCGGCGGCGGCAGGAUCAGUCCUGCCGGCGGCUGCGGUGGCGGCGGUUGCAGCAGCAGCGGUAGCAGGUUGGAGUCGCUGAGACCGGUCAACGGCGGACAGAAGCGAGCGCAAUGCGGCGGCUCCUUCCAGGCGUACGUGGAGAGCGGCAAGGGCGGAGGAGCAGCAGCGGCCGCCGCGGCUGCUGCCGCCGCUAACGUGAACAACGCAACACCACAGUCGUUGGUGUCGGCGCCGUCGCCGCUGCUGCUGCCGGCGCCGUCGCCGUCAUCCUCGGUGCUUCCUGCUCUCAGCGCGUCCGUCUCCAUCCCGCCUCCGACGCCGCAUCCCUCCCCUGGACCCCUUUCUCCUCCUCCUCCUCCGAGCAUACACAACGCUACGUCCAUGCCGUCCGCCUAUGGCUUGGGGGCAGCCGCCUAGCCCAGCCUUUCCAAGCUAGGCAGAGCAUCAUGCCGUCUGCUGCAGUGCUGCUGCUGUUACCUAAGUAACUUCUAACACGAUUCGGCCUGCCACUACCACCGUACUCUGCUCCUUUCUGAACACCACGACGCGCAUGCAUGUGCGGGCGGAGAGGUAUGUCAUCCUCUGUUGUCGCCGACUCUGCUCGUGGGCGCUGAAGGGCAGAGUGUGGAUAUGUUAGUGCUGCACGCGCCCAUUGCAUGAAACAAGGCGCGAACUCUGCUCGCUUCUUGACGUGCACUUGUGUAAGGAAGGGACUGCAUUCAAGCUGCUGUUGUUGUUGUUCAUACGGCUGUUGUUUACUGGCGGCAAACAGCUGGAGGCGACAGCUGUGCAUGUCUCCUACAGCUGUCUCGUCGCCCAGUUCCACAGGGGGUUGUUGAGGUUACUAUUCGAGUGGCAUGUUGCUUUAGCGCUAACCAUUCCCGGCCCUUGGAUGUGAUAUCGGGGUGCUGCAAUGGUGUUCCGGGCAACAUCGGAGUGUGCAGGCGGUUUGCUGCCGGCCUGCACCAGCGGCCUGUGAAAGGCUCCAUGCAAGCAACCUGUGUACGCUGCUGCGUUGCCCUCAUGUUUGCCUAAGUCAGGCACACGCAACUGCCUGUAUCUGCGCAAGCGCCUAUGGGCUGUGUCCCCAACAUGCGUUUGCUGCGGAUCGAAUCUCCGCGGUUUCGUUGUCACGGCGGCGCGACCCCUGUUGUGAUGUGGGUUCUUGCGUCGCUGGUACCUAGCUUACUAGCGCCCUGUUACUUUUGCGUGAGUCACCGGCACUUGCAAUGUGUCCAAUGUUGCUGUUGUGGUCAUGGCUGGUAUUUAAACUAAAGAAUGCAUGUGACUAGCUGCCAACAAGCGGGUAAUGGCAAGAGGGCAUGGCUGGGGUUCAGCAGAGGCUGUGACGGGGGCGUGUGAGAGCACAGGCUUGCGGCUUGAGACACACACAAGUUGGGUGCGGCGCUUAGUACCGUAGUGCAUAUGUGUAGAGAGAUGCCGGUGAGGUCAUGUCCCAUGUGAAAGAUGACCUCAACCUUGCUUUGUGUGUCAUUAGGUUUGCAUGCGGGGGCUUGAGCGUGAUUGAUUGUGUGACAGCCUGCCUGUUUCGCCUGGAGGUUGAGGCCUUGCUGCUUGGGUUCUGGAUUGCUUGUGUUACCUGCCCCGAAUAUCGGUAUUGAGCAGUUGGAAGACUUGCGCGUGUGCAUGGCAGUUGACGCUAGCUACGUUUCAAGACCGAUGGCAUUGAUUAACUCUGUGGGUUUCCGCUAUAACCACCCCGCAUGUCUGCGUGGGCUGGUGGGUUUAGAAAGUUGUGCAUAAGUAAGUGCUCUGCCAGCAUCUUAGGCUUGAAGUGAGGUGGUUCCAGCAGUACUCCGCAUAAUCCGUUGUUAGUCCUUCAUGGUUGGUCACCACGCGCUCGAUGAGGGGCGGCCAGGGAGGUGCAUGUGUCAUGAUGUUGGCGGCAUGUUUUGAAGAGUCUGGUCAACAUUCGCGAUCAUACCGUUGCUGUUGAUUUGCUGCCAGUUGGCCUCUGCAAUGCCUGCGUUGAGCUACGAGGGCACUCUGCCCUAAGGGCUAUUGUGACCCGGGUUAGAUGGUUAUUCUUUGUUUGCCGCAUGUGAAGCCCUACGGUGUUUGCUAGAUGUUAAGUAUCGGAUGCUGUUUAAUGCUGCUGCUGCUGCUGCCGCUGUGUCCCGCUGCAAGACUGCGGAUGCUUGUUUGAAUGCUGUGCGUUGCUUAAUUGGCCGUCCCCCAUUUACCAAGGGUUAGCCUGCUUACGGUGGGAUUGCCAGCUGUUCAAUGAAGUCGUAAUGAGACUUACCUCCCCAAGUUGGUCCACAAUAAAAUAGCAUUGUUGCCUGCUCCGGUAGUUGGUGUUUCGCAAGUCUAGUUGGCUAGUUUUGUACUGUUGGUUGCUGGUUGCUGGUUACAGCCCUUUUGUGUUGCGGGUAAAGGCAGUGCCGCGAUUGCCAGCGACUGUCUGCCUUGUAUCAUGCGACAGGGCCCGGGGGUACUGGCAUGCAGACGAGAGAAGAUUCACCUGGUAUUAGAAUUCAUACGUGAAUGCGGUGUAAGAAGCCAAUGUCGCGUCUUGUCAUGUUUGGGAGGACGACAUUGGUUAAUUGGUUCGAGCCAAGGGGCAAGGUUCCCCUGUCGCUGUAAUACUCCGGCACUGACGGGCAUGUCAGACAUGACAGCAGCAUGGCGUGGGUACGGCGUAUGUUGCUUAGGAGCGCAUUAGGAGCAAAAGAGAACGCG
Molecule: messenger RNA, 8468 nt
Organism: Astrephomene gubernaculifera
Lineage: Eukaryota; Viridiplantae; Chlorophyta; Chlorophyceae; Chlamydomonadales; Astrephomenaceae
Source: the annotation of a GenBank genome assembly